AUGGCCGCCGAAAACGAUACUUUGAGAAUGGUUUUGCUUGGACCUCCAGGUGCUGGUAAAGGUACCCAAGCACCAAAUCUCGUCAACAAGUUUGGUGCUUGUCACUUGUCUACUGGUGAUAUGUUGAGAUCGCAGAUCUCCAAGAAGACAGAACUGGGUCUCCAGGCCAAGAAGAUUAUGGAUGCUGGUGGAUUGAUUUCCGACGACAUCAUGGUUGGUAUGAUCAAAGGUGAGUUGGAGAACAACCCAGCCUGUAAGAAGGGGUUCAUUUUGGAUGGAUUCCCAAGAACUAUUCCACAAGCAGAGAAGUUAGAUGCUAUGUUGGCCGAGAAAAAGAUUCCAUUGCAGAAGGCUCUUGAAUUGAAAGUUGAUGACGAGCUUUUAGUUGCUAGAAUUACCGGUAGACUUGUUCACCCGGCUUCAGGUAGAUCAUAUCACAAGUUGUUCAAUCCACCAAAGGUUCCAGGUAAGGAUGAUGUUACAGGUGAGCCAUUGGUUCAAAGAUCAGAUGAUAAUGCCGAUGCUUUGAAGAAGAGAUUGGCUACAUAUCACAAGCAGACCGAGCCAAUCGUUAAGUACUAUCAGAAAACAGGUGUUUGGGCUGCAGUUGAUGCUUCCCAGAAUCCAAAGAAUGUCUGGAGCGAUAUUUUGAAGUGUCUUGGUCAAUAA
Messenger RNA from Brettanomyces bruxellensis, 669 nucleotides. It is a transcript of the gene ADK1, whose product is annotated as Adenylate kinase. Gene Ontology annotation, cellular component: cytoplasm; mitochondrion. Gene Ontology annotation, molecular function: AMP kinase activity; ATP binding. The record is from RefSeq and is a predicted model, not a curated record. The coding region runs from base 1 to 669 and encodes 222 amino acids. Lineage: Eukaryota; Fungi; Ascomycota; Pichiomycetes; Pichiales; Pichiaceae. The transcript has a single exon. Gene Ontology annotation, biological process: nucleobase-containing compound metabolic process.